Molecule: messenger RNA, 1101 nt
Organism: Talpa occidentalis (Iberian mole)
Lineage: Eukaryota; Metazoa; Chordata; Mammalia; Eulipotyphla; Talpidae
Product: olfactory receptor 14A16-like
Exons: 2
Coding region: 1-1101 (366 amino acids)
Biological process (GO): G protein-coupled receptor signaling pathway
Cellular component (GO): membrane
Molecular function (GO): odorant binding; olfactory receptor activity; G protein-coupled receptor activity
Source: RefSeq, a predicted model, not a curated record
AUGGUGGCGGGAACUGGAAAUAUCCUCAUUAUCACCGCAACUUCCAUGGACAACAGUCUGCAGUCACCCAUGUAUUUCUUCCUGAAACAUCUCUCCUUUCUGGAUUUGUGCUACAUUUCCGUGACUGUGCCCAGGUCCAUUUACAACUCUUUCAUGCACAAUGGCUUCAUUUCCCUCUGGGAAUGCAUGGUGCAGUGCUUUGCUUUUGUUCUCUGUGCUGCCGCUGAGAUGUCCAUGCUCACAGUGAUGUCUUAUGAUCGCUACGUGGCCAUCUGCCUUCCACUGCACUACGAAACUAUCAUGGAUGUUCACACCUGUGUUCUCGGAAUUUUAGGUGUCUGGAUCAGUGGGGUCAUUUCUGGAACCAUGCACACAGCUGCAAUUUUCUCCAUGCACUUCUGUGGUUCCCAUAUCAUUCAUCAGUUCUUCUGUGAUGUCCCUCAUCUCACGAUACUCUCUUGUUCUAAUGAGUACAUCAACGAUAUUGGAAUCAGUGCCUUUCUUGAUGUCUUAUAUGAUCGCUACCUGGCCAUCUACCUUCCACUGUACUACGAAAUCAUCAUGGAUGCCAGCACCUGUGUUCGUGGAGUUGUAGGUGUCUGGAUCAGUGGGGUCAUUUCUAGUGUCAUGCACACAAUUGCCACUUUCUCCAUGCACUUUUGUGGUUCCCGUAUCAUUCACCAGUUCUUUUAUGACAUCCCCCAACUCCUGAAAAUCUCUUGUUCUAAUGAGUAUACCAGCAAAGUUGGUGUCACUGACUUGUUGAGUAUUUUGGCAUUUCUUUGUGUCACAUUAAUUGGACUGUCCUAUAUCCAGAUAUUCUCUACUGUGCUGAGGAUGCCAUCUCCUGAGGGCAGAGCUAAGGCCUUUUCCAUUUGCCUUCUCCACCGUGCUGUUGUCAUUUUAUUUAUUUCUACAUGUGGCAUUGAGUUUUUCCAGCCACCUUCUGACUCUCCAAGUACACUGGAUAUUUUUCUCUCUAUUAUGUACACAGUUUUGCCUCCAACACUCAAUGCAAUGAUCUAUAGCUUGAGAAAUAGAGCUAUAAAAGCAGCUCUAAGAAAGGCUGUCAGAAAAAGAAAAGCUGAAUUCUUUAGUUGA